Messenger RNA from Psammomys obesus (fat sand rat), 4456 nucleotides. It is a transcript of the gene Snap91, whose product is annotated as synaptosome associated protein 91. Gene Ontology annotation, molecular function: phosphatidylinositol-4,5-bisphosphate binding; clathrin heavy chain binding; 1-phosphatidylinositol binding. Bases 340 to 3048 code for a protein of 902 amino acids. The transcript has 29 exons. Lineage: Eukaryota; Metazoa; Chordata; Mammalia; Rodentia; Muridae. Gene Ontology annotation, cellular component: clathrin-coated vesicle; clathrin-coated pit; extrinsic component of presynaptic endocytic zone membrane. The record is from RefSeq and is a predicted model, not a curated record. Gene Ontology annotation, biological process: synaptic vesicle budding from presynaptic endocytic zone membrane; clathrin coat assembly; clathrin-dependent endocytosis.
UCCAGGUCCGCACGGGGACGCGGCGCGCGCGCACGGAGGGGGACGCGGCGGGCGCGCGCGCGAAGGCGAGCUGCGGAGCGGCGGGACCCCUGCCGCCCCUCCCCUCCCCAUCCCCGGAUCCCCCACCUCCACCGCCGCCGCCGGCCGGGGAUGCUCGCGCGCGGCCCUCCUCGUGUUUGAAGCCGCCGCGGCACCUCGGGGGCCGGCGAGCCGGAGCGGCGGGGAGGGGGCCCCGCCGGCGUUCCGCAGAGGGCCGGCCCGGGUUCGUCGGCUGCCGUCACCUGACUCGUCGCGGGCGCUCCAGCCGAGAAGAGGAGGUGGUAGACGCGGCCGGUGAAGAUGUCGGGCCAAACGCUCACGGAUAGGAUCGCCGCCGCUCAGUACAGCGUGACUGGCUCUGCUGUGGCGAGAGCGGUCUGCAAAGCCACUACUCAUGAGGUGAUGGGCCCCAAGAAGAAGCACCUGGACUAUUUGAUCCAGGCUACCAACGAGACCAAUGUCAAUAUCCCUCAGAUGGCUGACACCCUCUUUGAGCGGGCGACGAACAGUAGCUGGGUGGUGGUAUUUAAAGCUUUAGUGACCACACACCAUCUCAUGGUGCAUGGAAAUGAGAGAUUUAUUCAGUAUUUGGCCUCGAGAAAUACGCUAUUCAACCUCAGCAAUUUUCUAGAUAAAAGUGGAUCCCACGGUUAUGAUAUGUCUACAUUCAUAAGGCGUUACAGUAGAUACUUGAACGAAAAGGCUUUCUCGUACAGACAGAUGGCAUUUGACUUUGCCAGAGUGAAGAAAGGGGCUGACGGUGUAAUGAGGACAAUGGUUCCUGAAAAGCUCCUGAAGAGCAUGCCAAUCCUGCAGGGGCAGAUCGACGCACUGCUGGAGUUUGACGUGCAUCCAAAUGAACUAACAAAUGGUGUCAUAAAUGCUGCAUUUAUGCUUCUUUUCAAAGAUCUUAUCAAACUUUUUGCUUGCUACAAUGAUGGCGUCAUUAACUUACUUGAAAAGUUCUUUGAGAUGAAGAAAGGACAAUGUAAAGAUGCGCUAGAAAUUUACAAACGAUUUCUGACUAGAAUGACGCGAGUGUCCGAAUUUCUCAAGGUCGCAGAGCAAGUUGGUAUUGAUAAAGGCGACAUUCCCGACCUCACUCAGGCUCCCAGCAGUCUAAUGGAGACCCUUGAACAGCAUCUAAAUACCUUAGAAGGAAAGAAACCUGGAAACAAAUCUGGUGCUCCCUCUCCAUUAAGUAAAUCUUCUCCAGUCACAACUGUUACAUCUCCUAAUUCUACACCAGCUAAAACUAUCGACACAUCCCCACCGGUUGACUUAUUUGCAACAGCAUCUGCGGCUGUCCCAGUCAGCACUGCUAAGCCAUCAAGCGACCUCCUUGAUCUUCAGCCAGACUUCUCUGGAGCCGCGGCAGCUGGGGCAGCGGCACCUGUCCCAGCGGCAGCGACUGGCGGAGCCACUGCGUGGGGAGACCUUUUGGGAGAGGAUUCGUUGGCUGCACUUUCCUCUGUUCCCUCUGAAGCACCGAUUUCAGACCCAUUUGCACCAGAACCUUCCCCUCCCACUACAACCACUGAAACUGCUUCAGCUUCUGCCUCAAGCACCACAACUGUGACGGCUGUCACUACGGAAGUGGAUCUCUUUGGAGAUGCCUUUGCAGCUUCUCCUGGGGAGGCCCCUGCAGCGUCCGAAGGGGCCGCCGCACCAGCUACCCCCACCCCAGUCGCUGCAGCUCUUGAUGCAUGCUCAGGAAAUGACCCCUUUGCCCCAUCCGAAGGUAGUGCAGAGGCUGCUCCUGAGCUGGACCUCUUUGCCAUGAAGCCACCCGAGAGCAGCGCUCCUGUAGUCACCCCUACAGCUAGCACAGCCCCUCCAGUUCCCGCAACCGCUCCUUCUCCUGCUCCCGCCGCUGUGGCAACCACUGCUGCCACCACCACCGCCGCCGCUGCCGCAGCUGCCACCACUGCCACCACCUCCGCUGCUGCCGCCACCGCCGCCGCCGCUCCUCCCGCUCUAGAUAUCUUUGGUGAUUUGUUUGAUUCUGCUCCUGAAGUUGCUGCAGCACCUAAGCCAGACGCGGCUCCUAGCAUAGACCUGUUUGGCACAGAUGCUUUCUCCUCUCCACCACGAGGGGCUUCUCCGGUGCCCGAGAGUUCUCUCACUGCUGACCUCUUAUCUGUGGACGCAUUUGCAGCGCCAUCUCCUGCAACCACUGCCUCUCCUGCAAAGGUGGAGUCCUCAGGUGUGAUAGACCUUUUUGGGGAUGCAUUUGGAAGUAGUGCUUCUGAAACCCAGCCAGCACCACAGGCUGUUUCUAGUUCAUCAGCAUCGGCAGAUCUACUAGCUGGAUUUGGGGGUUCUUUCAUGGCCCCAUCUACAACACCUGUGACUCCAGCUCAGAACAACCUGCUGCAGCCCAAUUUCGAGGCAGCUUUUGGAACAACGCCUUCAACUUCAAGCAGCAGCUCCUUUGACCCAUCAGUGUUUGAUGGUUUAGGUGAUCUUCUGAUGCCGACCAUGGCACCGUCUGGGCAGCCGGCACCUGUUUCAAUGGUCCCACCCAGUCCUGCAAUGGCAGCCAGCAAAGGCCUCGGAGGUGACCUUGACUCAUCUCUGGCCAGCUUAGUAGGAAAUCUUGGAAUUUCUGGUACCACAUCAAAAAAGGGAGAUCUCCAGUGGAAUGCUGGGGAGAAAAAGUUGACCGGUGGAGCCAACUGGCAACCAAAAGUCACUCCAGCCACAUGGGCAGCGGGCGUUCCACCGCAGGGCACUGUUCCACCAACCAGCUCAGUUCCUCCGGGUGCCGGGGCCCCAUCUGUUGGGCAACCUGGAGCAGGAUUUGGAAUGCCUCCUGCAGGGACAGGCAUGCCCAUGAUGCCUCAGCAGCCAGUCAUGUUUGCACAGCCCAUGAUGAGGCCACCCUUUGGAGCUGCAGCUGUACCUGGCACACAGCUUUCUCCAAGCCCUACACCUGCCACUCAGAGCCCCAAGAAACCUCCAGCCAAGGACCCAUUAGCGGAUCUUAACAUCAAGGAUUUCUUGUAAACAAUUUAAGCUGCAAUUUUUGUGACUGAAUAGGAAAAAAACAAAUAACCUGAGUUUGGAACCUUCAGAUAAGAUCAAUGCUCAGAGUUUCAAAGUGAGCCACCAGUACCUAACCCAGUGCUGACUUGUAACUCUCUCUUCUGAACACACAGCGCGGCUGUGACAGUGAACAUUAGGAAUGUGUACUACCUUAGCUGUUACCCCUACUCUCCGCCUCGUAGAUAUUCGGGUUAUUCGUGUGUUGUACGGCGUAAACAAUGAAUGGACGUUUCCAAUGCCUUUAGUGCUUUUCUGGACGUUGCCCAUGGACGGAUGAUGCAGCUAAUGUGCAGUGAGCCAUUUGGAAAGGUGUGUCUGUGUUUUUGAAGGUUUCAAUGUAUAUAUCUAUAACUUUUGGACAAACCCUCGAGUCCUCCCAUGAACUCUCUUCUGUACCUCUGUUACAAGCGUAAUGUGAUACUAUCAGCUAGUGAGGAAAACACUCUUAAAUAUAUGAAAACUUUUUCGGUGUGGAGUACAUUUUUCCAAUCACAGAAACUUCAACUGUUGUGAGAAAUGUUUAUUUUUGUGCACUGUAUAUGUUAAGAAAUUUUAUUUUAAAAAAAUAUGAAGUUUAAUGUCCAUAAUAAAACUUCUCCUUGAUGAAGCUACCUUAUCGAGAAUGAGAAAAAUCAUAUGAGAAGUCCAUAUUUAUCACUGCUAUAUUAAGAUAUAUAUUUUAAUUAUAUUUGCAGGUUGUGCAUCUAAAUUGACCUAUUUAUUCAUUCUUGAUCAAAGGCACUGAAAAGUGGAGUUUGUUUCUAUCGUGUCUGUGAAAAUGCAAUUAGAGAUGUGCUGUUAUGUGACUAUGAACGUGCCCCAAGAGACAUCUGUACUUUAAAGAUAACUGCAAAUAUUUUUAUUUCACUGUGGGUUUAUGUACAUCUGUUCAGUUGGUAUUUCUUUGUGUGUUCUAUAGACUAGUGUUUCUCCAUCCUUCGAUUGAGCUCAAAGUGACUUCUGUUGUACCUUUGUGAUUAAGACUGAAACUGAUUCAGCGAAUUGUAUCUUUCAAUGUACAUACUGUAUUUCUUGAUUUUUAAUUUGUUGUCACACUGUGCUGAUGGCUUGGCUGAAGAUUUUGAUGCGUAUACAAGGUCACUGUUGAUCAGUGUUGUUUAGUGGCUUGGCAGCUCUUUGUAAAAGCAUAUUGGGUUGGAAAGGCAUUUGCCUAUUUUUCAAAUUAUUUAAUAGAUGUAUGGUACCCUUUAAAGUGGUUGUAUCUGAAUCUACUGUGGGGAUAACCUACACUGUAAUGGGGGAAAAUUACCUAAUACCAAUUUCAAAAUGGCUUUUCUUUGUAUUUUGGUUUAAAAACCCAGUGCAUGUCUGCCCUCUGAGAUGCAAUAAACACCUUGAACAAAGAAAA